Messenger RNA from Cadophora gregata, 795 nucleotides. RefSeq lists its product as uncharacterized. The record is from RefSeq and is a predicted model, not a curated record. NCBI's taxonomy places the organism in Eukaryota, Fungi, Ascomycota, Leotiomycetes, Helotiales, Ploettnerulaceae. Bases 1 to 795 code for a protein of 264 amino acids. The transcript has 3 exons.
AUGUCUGGACCAAGUGGUAAAGAAUCUCCACACUAUGAUGAAAAUAUCCCUCCCAAGCUCUGCGAAUUCUGCCAAGAUACCAUAGACCAUUGUCCCGAAAUUGGCGGCUACCUUGAGAAACUGAAGUUCAAACACUACCCCACUAGCCAUGCCCUGGCAGCUUCAGCCACUGCGGGUUGCAUCUUGUGUAUCCAUCUCAUCCAGAGUGAGCGAGAUGGGGAUGAAUGGGACGACACCACAGAAUUACAAGCUGGCACAGCGAUUCUAGAAACAACCCGCGGUGCAAGACCAUCUGGUGACGAUGAUUUUGGUGAUAGUCGCAUCAUUUUGAGCAUCCUGCGACCUGGAAAACAUGCCAUCAUCAGCAUGCUCCCUACUCUCCUCUCUCCGGCAAUCCACAAUCAUCCACCGCUCAAAAUUGCCAGCACGGAAUCCAACUUGCCACUCAACAUUGCCGAGGUUCAAGAGAGCGUUCCCGUCCAAGCUCUCACCAAGACGUUCCAAGAUGCGAUACGUAUCACGUCGUACCUUGGACUGGAAGAUCUCUGGAUUGACUCCUUAUGUAUCAUCCAAGAUGAUAUUAAUGACUGGAAUCGGCAGUUGUCCUUGAUGAGUGACGUCUAUGGUGGCUCAACGAUAAAUAUCGCUGCUUCCAGCGCUCCAGAUCGCAGUUAUGGUUGCACUUCGACCGACAUAUAUUUUGGGGGCAUCCUAUUCAAAGCCAGUACUAUGGUCGUCAAUUACCAGCUCGCAAUUACCAAUGUAUUCCUGAUGACUUUGAAGAAUAUCUCCUAG